UUAUUGAAUGAGCAUCGAAUAGUUGAUCUCUCUCUUCCUCAGUCCUCACAUUAGAAAAUAGAAACCCUAAAACCCCAACAAUACCUCCACUGCGCGUCUCUCUCCCUUAUACUCCAUUUCCUUAAACGUUAAUUGAUCUGCGCCGCAUCUCAUCUUCAUCCACUCUCCCUCAAAAUCGCAUCUAAUCCUCUCUCUCUCUCUCUAUCUCUAUCUCUAUUUGGCGCUCCAUCAUCAAGCCAUCUCAUCUUCAUCACGCCAUUGUUGAAGGCUAAAGCACUUGAUUUUUUUUGGAUCCACCACUAUCUUUAUCAAUUGCUCCUGAUAUGGCAAGAUGGAGAAAGGAAAAAAGAAUUUGAAUACGUUUUUAAUAUAUCUUUAAGGAAAGAGAAUGUAUAGCCUAACCAAGAAUCAACCUAUGGCGGACGCAGAUGCUUCUUGUUCGUCUUUGCAGCAACGUCGCAUCGAAUUUCAUCUAGCUAGAAAGCCAAUUUCAUCGUUGCCAAACAAUUCUACAAAUUCUAGUUUCAAGCUCGAAACUUUGAAUCCUUCCUCUUCCACGAAUUCUAAUCGACACUCUUCUAAUCCUCCUCCUCCUUUUCCGAAAAAGUCUGAUUCUUCUGAGUUUCUUGAUGCCGCUUUUGAUCUUGAUUUAGGGUUUCAAAUCCCGUUUCGCAGAAUCGGUGCUGGUUUAGAAAAUCUUGGGAAUACAUGCUUUCUUAAUUCUGUGCUUCAGUGCCUCACUUAUACCGAACCGUUAGUUGCAUAUUUGCAAAGUGGGAAGCAUCAAAAUAAUUGUCAUAUUGCUGGUUUUUGCGCGUUGUGUGCCAUGCAGAAACACGUUAAUCGUGCCCUACAAUCUACAGGAAGAAUAUUAGCACCGAAGGAUCUUGUUUCAAACCUGAGAUGCAUAUCUCGGACCUUUCGAAAUGCAAGACAAGAGGAUGCCCAUGAGUACAUGAUACAUCUGCUGGAGUCAAUGCACAAAUGUUGCUUGCCAUCAGGUGUGCCUGCCGAGUCACCUGGAGCUUAUGAUAGAAGUUUGGUCCACAAGAUAUUUGGGGGCAGCUUACGCAGCCAGGUGAAAUGCUUGCAGUGCUCUCAUUGUUCCAACACUUUUGAUCCAUUUUUGGAUUUGAGCCUUGAAAUAACAAAAGCAGAUUCUGUGACCAAGGCCCUCAUGAACUUCACCGCUCCUGAGCAAUUGGAUGGUGGAGAGAGAAUGUACAGGUGUGAAAGAUGCAAGCAGAAAGUUAGGGCUCUUAAACAGCUCACAGUUUAUAAAGCACCUUAUGUUCUGACUGUCCAUCUUAAACGCUUUCGCCACUUUGCUGGGGAGAAGAUUCAGAAAAAAGUCCAGUUUGGUUCUGCUUUGAAUCUCAAGCCUUUCGUCAGUGGAGCCUAUGAGGGUGAUUUGACCUAUACACUCUACGGAGUGCUGGUUCAUGCUGGGGGGAGCACACAUUCUGGUCAUUAUUAUUGCUAUGUACGCACAUCGAGUGGAUUAUGGUACUCACUUGAUGACAAUAGGGUUUAUCAAGUAAGUGAGAAGACUGUCAUGGAGCAAAAAGCAUAUAUGUUGUUUUAUGUUCGUGAUAGGAAGAACUUUGGCCCUAAGAAAUCCGUGAGUGUUCAUAAAGAAAAUUUGAUCACAACUAUGCAAAAGUCUUCAAGUUCCAGUUCCAUUCCUGCUGUAAAGAGCUCUGAAAUUGGUGAUGUUGACAAGAAUUUGAAAAGAGCUGCUUCAUCUAGUUUGGUUGGGAAGCAUUCUGAAGGCCAUAAUGCUUCUAAUGUAUUGGUUCAACAGAACUCAUCCAACCUUGUUGCAUCUAACAACAUUGCAUUGAAGAAAGAAUUCAACCAGAAUUCUAAUCACGUUAUCUCAUCAGAAUCCAAUUCAUUAAAGAAAGAAAAUUCCCUCCUUGCUAAUACUGAUUUGAAUGAGGCUGUUCCCUCGAAUAAGUGCAGUAAUGGCGCUCACUCUGGAAAAAUUUCUGAAGUCAGAUCUGCUGCCAGCUGUAAUAAAAACAAGGAGAAAGAGUUGGUGUCAAUUUGGAAGCCACCCAUUUCUGACUGCCUAUCGGCUGAUACUGAUUGUCAUUUGGUCAUUCCUACUGUUGCCCUGCAGACCACGUCCAACAAUAAAAGUGAUGUUAAACUAAAGACAGUUGUCCCCUUAGACUCUGCAACUCAACUAACUAUGGUUGGGAACAGCAUAACCAAGGAUGAAGUGUUGGAGCCUACAUCAGAUGCCCAUCCAAUAAUGUGCAAACCAGAAAUGAAGAGGCCGAGUAUGAGUGGUACCUCUACUAUAAAAUCUCCUGAAAACUCUCCUCACCCAAAAUUGGCGACGCAGAUGUUGCAGUUUAGCAUUCCAGUUUCACGUCUUAGCACUAAGAUUCUGUACGGGGCUUCUGUCAGUAUGAGUAUGAGGAAAAAAUUCAAAAGGAUGAAGAGGAGAUCUAAAACUGUUCUGCAAAAUCAUGCCGACAUGGGACCUUCAACUUCUAACUCUGAUUCUAUGUUUAAUUUUAAACAUUCCCGCAAGAAUGGUCACAAUUCACGUGUCAGAGGAGACAAGGUGCCUUCGAAGUUGGCUGAUUUAAAUGAUGAGCUUAAACACAGAUCUACAUCCAGCCAGACUGUGUUGGCAAGUUUUACGAUGUCCAAGGAAACUAAUGCUCUAUCAUUGGGUGAAAAUUGCAAGGAUGCUAAAGACUUUUUUUCAAAAGAAUCAAAUCCUGAACUUGACAAUGGAGUAUCUGAAGCUUCUACAACGGGACUGAUGGAGUCUAUUGUUGGACAAUGGGAAGGCACUGCGUCAGCUUUUAGAGAGCAGGAAAUGAAUGAUCCGAAUCCGAUUAGCAUUGGCCAUGUGCUUGAUGAAUGGGAUGAGGAAUAUGACCGUGGUAAAAGAAAAAAGAUAAGGGGAUGUAAGUAUAGUUUUGGGGGACCAAAUGUUUUCCAAGAUGUUGCCACGAAAAAGGCAAAAUUGAAGAGGAAGAAGUAACACAACCCUAUAGAUUUCUUUGCCGAAUGGCACUAGAACUUAUUACUUACAUCAGAGGAUUUGUCAUAUUAAUAUUCCCACAAGUAAUCUUGGUGUUGCGCAGAUUACGUCACUUUGAUCCUUAUUAUUGAGUUUCUGGUCCAUAGCGUACCUGAAAUUGGGAUGAGACAGAUUUGUGUUCUUGUUUUGUCCCUGCCCGAUGCCCGUACAGAUGAUGCAGAUUGUCUACAAAAUUUUUGAAGAGAAGAUGAAUUUCUAGGUUUUUUGCUAUUCAAUAGUGAGUCAGUUUGUUGGCAUUUAGAGUAUUAUAUUGUAUUUGUACAACUAAAGAUAUUUAUCAUGGUUACUUAUUAGUAGCUUAUAAUAAAUUUUCAUUUUCAAUUUCAUUCUUUUUUUUGUAGAUUUUAUUGGGUUAGUGACCUAAAAAUAGUAGAUUUUGUUCCUUUUAAACUCCACAUUAUUGAUUUAUAGAUUUUUAAUUGUUUGAUUUUCUAUUAUAAUUGGAUUGUGUUCAUUUAUCAUGGCUA
Messenger RNA from Amaranthus tricolor (Joseph's coat), 3534 nucleotides. Its product is annotated as ubiquitin carboxyl-terminal hydrolase 23. Gene Ontology annotation, biological process: protein deubiquitination. Bases 389 to 3007 code for a protein of 872 amino acids. The record is from RefSeq and is a predicted model, not a curated record. Lineage: Eukaryota; Viridiplantae; Streptophyta; Magnoliopsida; Caryophyllales; Amaranthaceae. The transcript is spliced from 12 exons. Gene Ontology annotation, molecular function: cysteine-type endopeptidase activity; cysteine-type deubiquitinase activity. Gene Ontology annotation, cellular component: cytosol; nucleus.